Messenger RNA from Knipowitschia caucasica, 3051 nucleotides. The record is from the annotation of a GenBank genome assembly. NCBI's taxonomy places the organism in Eukaryota, Metazoa, Chordata, Actinopteri, Gobiiformes, Gobiidae.
AUGGUUCGUUUCCAGGAGCCCUCACAGGACGAGCCUGUGACGGAGAGAGACAGCACCACAGAGACCCUGUUCCCUCUGCAUGUGGUGGGCGAGUGGACCAGCAGCAGUUUUGAGGAGCUCUUUGUGUCUGAGGAAUGGCAGGACAUUACAGAGGACCGUCUCUUAAGGAAAAAGGUUCUGGAGGUGGGGAGCCCCCCCUGUCCCACCUGGAGCCAGGAGGUGACUGUCAGGAUGCAGGCCGUGCUGGAGGACCGCACUGUGGUGGAAAAGGACAGUAAACUGGUGUUUGUGAUCGGAGAGGAAGACGUGAGCCAGGCUCUGGAGGAGUGUGUGCUCUCCAUGAAAAAGGGGGAGAUUGCAUUACUGUUGGCAGAUUCACAAUACGCCUAUGGACUUCUUGGAAGAGAGCAUGACAUUCCAGCCUGGGCCCCUCUGCUCUACCAGCUGCAGCUCUUAGACGUCCAACAGAAAGCAGAUCCUCAGACACUGCCCAUCGCUGAACGCAUUCGCAUCGCUAACCAAAAACGAGAGCGUGGAAACUUCUACUUCCAGAGAGAGGAGUUCCACCGUGCAGCCAGAGCUUACUGCAUGGGUCUCGAGGUGCUCUCCACAAAGUCUGCAGGUGAAGCUGGAGCAGAUGAGGAAGAGAUCAAGGACUAUCGCCUCAAAUGUCUCAACAAUCUGGCCAUGGUGCAGCUGAAACUGGAGCAGAACGAGGAGGCCCUGAAAACCUGUCUCGAGGUUCUGCAGCUGGACCCCCACAACGUCAAAGCCUUGUUCAGGAGCGGAAAGCUCCUGUCAGAUAAAGGCCAAUAUAAAGAGGCCAUGGAGCAGCUGAAAAAAGCUUUGAAACAAGAACCAUCAACUAAGGCGAUCCAUGCGGAGCUCUCUAAACUUGUGAAGAGACAGUCAGGAGGCCAGGAGACCAAACCCCUCAAAGCUCCUCACACGUUGAAAGAGGGGAAAACACCCUUUCUGUUUUCGAAGAAGACACAGACUUUGGGACUUUCCUGGAAGCUUUUACUUGGGGCUCUGAUGGUGGCACUCGCUAGGACUGGAGUCUUCAUGACACAUCAACAUACUGAGGAGGACAGCAUUCCAACCACAACUGAACAGCUGGAAAAGGAAGAACGGGGCGGCCCAUCACAAGUGAUGUGCCUGAAGACACGGGGUGUCAUGGAAGUGGGAACACAGACUGAGCCUGUGGUUGUACUGUCACUGGCUCAGGCCGCUGUUCUGGGCCUCAUCUCGCAGAAUGAGAUCUUUAGAGGAACUAUUGCCCCUAAUGGAUUCUACAAUGGAGAGCCUAAAGAGUGCACUGCCACUCCACAGGAGGAGCCCAUGGAGUAUGAGUAUGCUGACCGGCUUAUUGGAGCAAAUGGGGACUACUUACGGGAUCCUGCUGCAGAUACUGAAGCUCAAUGCAAAGAGACAAGACAGCCUCAAGAGAGGGACAGGCGACUGGACUGUCAUCAGAAAACCUCCAGUCCAGAAGCUCACAUUAAAGGGGAAAGACUUGAGUGUGACGACCGCCCAUCAUGUCCAAGCAGAUCUGAGGUGGACAGCCAACAGGCCUCUCCCAAAGAGGAGCCGGUCAGUGUCAUACAUAUGCCACCACAAGGUGGUGUCUUGGUGGAGGAAGUGCCAACAGAAAGGCAGGAAGAGGCAUUGAACCUGAAGAUCGGUGGGGACAAUGAUGGUUCACAAGAAAAGAGCUAUUAUGAGUCCAGUGAGCCAGCCUACGAAGCCUCUGAUGAACCCCCACAGGCAGAGUAUGAGGGGACAGGACAGGCCAUGCUGUGGUCUGACCCAGAGGGCCUUGCUCGACGAAUGCAAAUAGAUCGCCUGGACAUCAACGUUCAGAUCGACGAGUCGUACUGUGUGGAUGUGGGAGAGGGUUUAAAACGCUGGAAAUGUCGCAUGUGUGAAAAGUCCUACACAUCGAAGUACAACCUGGUCACACAUAUCCUGGGACAUAGUGGUAUUAAACCACAUGAAUGUGUGCACUGUGGAAAGCUCUUUAAACAGCCGAGCCACCUCCAGACUCAUCUGCUGACCCACCAGGGCACACGGCCGCACAAGUGCACCGUGUGUGAGAAGGCUUUCACCCAGACCAGCCAUCUGAAAAGACAUAUGCUACAGCACACAGACAUAAAGCCCUAUACCUGCCGCUUCUGUGGCAGGGGCUUUGCCUACCCGAGUGAGCUUAGGACCCACGAGAACAAGCACGAGAAUGGCCAAUGUCAUGUCUGCUCUCAGUGUGGACUAGAGUUUCCUAGCUAUGCUCAUCUCAAAAGACAUCAAGUCACCCACCAGGGUCCAACCAGUUUUCAGUGCACUGAGUGCAACAAGUCCUUCUCCUACCGCAGCCAGCUCCAGAACCACCUCCUAAAACAUCAGAACGUACGCCCCUUUGUCUGCCCAGAAUGCGGCAUGGAGUUUGUCCAAAUCCACCACUUGAGACAACAUGCACUAACGCAUAAGGGCAUGAAGGAGUUUAAGUGUGACGUUUGCUCUCGAGAGUUUACACUGUCAGCCAACCUGAAGAGACACAUGCUGAUCCACGCCAGUGUCAGACCUUUCCAGUGCCACAUCUGUUUUAAGACCUUUGUCCAAAAACAGACUCUGAAAACACACAUGAUUGUCCAUCUCCCUGUCAAACCCUUCAAAUGCAAGGUGUGUGGAAAGUCAUUCAACAGAAUGUACAACCUCCUGGGCCACAUGCAUCUGCACGCAGGAAACAAGCCGUUCAAGUGUCCUUAUUGCAGCAGCAAGUUCAACCUGAAGGGGAACCUCAGCCGCCACAUGAAGGUCAAGCACGGCAUCUUGGACACCAGCAUCGAUGGACAAGAACAACAUCAAGAUGCAGAUGGUCAAGAGAACUACGAGGAAAACUUUGAUUUCAGUGAAAGAGAAAAUCGUGGCAAUAUCAACAACAGCAGCACCAAUAACACAGAAAAUAGUAAACUUUCACCAAUGGCAUAUUAUGGCACCUACGGUAAAAACACAGGGCGAUACACCCUUCCAGAUAUGAUAAAAAACAACCCAUAA